AUAAUAUAUCAAUUGUUCCGGCAUUUUUCUGGUGACAAAUCUAACUGUAAAUAAGAAAUAUUUAGUGCCUUAGGUUAUAAAUACAGCAGCUGGCAAAAUUGAAGUGCUUAAAUGUUUUCGUCAGUCUGGAAAAGUGUGGCCACCAGCAUUGAAACCCAAUUGACUUCCUACUACUUUCGAGGUUCGUCCAAAUUAGCAGCGCGCGGCGUUGCAUUCACUGCGUCUGUUGCUGGUGCUGGUGCUGGAUCAUUAAAACGGUUUCUGGUUGUCCCGUUCUGUCGCGUCAAUUUGCAAAAGGUGAGGACCGUCGGCUUUAGGGGAAUGCAUAGCUCACUGGAGGACGUUAAGCUGGAUAGCAUGCAGGUGAAAAUCCUGCCUGCUCUCCAGGACAACUACAUGUAUCUGAUUGUGGACAGCAAGACGCGCGAGGCAGCUGUGGUGGAUCCCGUAGAUCCCGAGCUGGUCAUCAAGACCGUGCAGGAGGAGAAUGUCAAAUUGAAUAAGGUGCUAACGACUCACCAUCACUGGGAUCAUGCAGGCGGCAAUGAGAAGCUCGUUAAGCUGUGGACAGGUGAACUACAGGUGUACGGCGGCGACGACAGAAUCGGUGCAAUGAAUCGCAAAGUUCGCCAAAACGACACCUUUACCAUCGGCAAUCUCAAUGUGCGCUGCUUGUCGACUCCUUGCCACACCAGCGGACAUAUAUGCUAUCAUGUAACUGCUUCAAAUAGCCAUGACCCUGGCGCCGUUUUUACCGGCGACACCCUCUUCCAAGGUGGCUGUGGUCGUUUCUUUGAGGGCACUCCGGAGGAAAUGUACGAUGCCCUGUGCGCCAAGCUAUCCGCCUUGCCGGAUGACACAAAGGUCUUCUGUGGCCAUGAGUAUACGCUGCAGAACAUGAGCUUUGCACGCCAUGUUGAGCCGGACAAUAAGUGUAUCCAGACCCGCAUUGAAUGGGCCAAGUUGCGUCGCGCCUCGAAAGAUCCCACAGUGCCUUCGACAAUCGGCGAGGAAAAGUCGUGGAAUCCCUUCAUGCGCGUACAUGAGGCUACCGUGCAGCAGCAUGCCGGUGGCCAGACGAAUCCCGUUAUAACCAUGGAGAUGUUACGUAAGGAGAAGGAUAACUUUAAGGCUUAAAAUAUAUAUGAAAUAAAUUUGAAAUCAAUUCGGUAAAGGGAGCCGACCGCACAGUUA
Molecule: messenger RNA, 1194 nt
Organism: Drosophila novamexicana
Lineage: Eukaryota; Metazoa; Arthropoda; Insecta; Diptera; Drosophilidae
Gene: tzn
Product: hydroxyacylglutathione hydrolase, mitochondrial
Exons: 2
Coding region: 112-1137 (341 amino acids)
Molecular function (GO): hydroxyacylglutathione hydrolase activity
Source: RefSeq, a predicted model, not a curated record